Euleptes europaea (tarantolino) is the source of this 1218-nucleotide messenger RNA. It is a transcript of the gene INSM1, whose product is annotated as INSM transcriptional repressor 1. Gene Ontology annotation, biological process: regulation of cell cycle process; neuron differentiation; negative regulation of transcription by RNA polymerase II. NCBI's taxonomy places the organism in Eukaryota, Metazoa, Chordata, Lepidosauria, Squamata, Sphaerodactylidae. The record is from RefSeq and is a predicted model, not a curated record. Gene Ontology annotation, molecular function: DNA-binding transcription repressor activity, RNA polymerase II-specific; RNA polymerase II cis-regulatory region sequence-specific DNA binding. The transcript has a single exon. Gene Ontology annotation, cellular component: transcription repressor complex; nucleus. The coding region runs from base 1 to 1218 and encodes 405 amino acids.
AUGCCCCGCGGCUUCCUGGUGAAGAGGAGCCGCCGGCCCACGCCCAUCUCGUACCGCGCGCGCUGCUGCUGCCCGCCGGCGGGCGGAGGGGAGCCGGAGUCGCCGCCGCCGCCGCCGCCGCUGCUGGGGCCGGGACCACCGCCGCCCCCCGGGCCGCCCUUCGGCCCGCCCCAGGGGCCCAACGCCGCCGCCGCCCCCGCCCCCGCCCCCCCGGCGGCCCUGCACAGCCCGGCGCGGGCGGUGAGCGAGGAGCGCCGCGGGCAGCUGGGCUCGCCCGUGUCGGCCGAGUCCUUCCCGGCGCCCGAGCCGCUGCUGCUGGGGCCGGGCGGAGAACUGCAGCUCUGGGCCGCCGCCGCCGCCGCCGCCGCCCCCCCGGGGCCUCCCCCGGGGCCUCCGCCGCCGCCCGCCCCGGCGCGCAGCCCGGCCUGCAAGCGGGCGCAGGGGCGGAAGGGCAAGGCGGCGCGCCGGCUGCUCUUCGAGGAUGAGGUGACCACGUCGCCCGUGCUGGGGCUGCGCAUCAAGGAGGGGCCCGAGCCCGGCCCGGCCCCCCAGCCGCCCCCGCCCCCGCCGUCGGGUCCGGGCCCGGGGCCGGUGGCGGCGCGGCUGGGCGAGUUCAUCUGCCAGCUGUGCAAGGAGCGCUACGCCGACCCGCUGGGGCUGGCGCAGCACAAGUGCUCGCGCAUCGUGCGCGUCGAGUACCGCUGCCCCGAGUGCGACAAGCUCUUCAGCUGCCCCGCCAACCUGGCCUCGCACCGCCGCUGGCACAAGCCCCGCCCGACCCCCGGCCCCGCCAAGCCCAAGGACCCGCCCGCCAAGGCCCCGGGCGGCGGCGGCGGCGGCAGCGGCAGCGAGCGGGACACGCCCAGCCCGGGCGAGGCGGCCGAGGAGCUCUCCUGCCCGCGCUGCGCCAAGCGCUUCCGCCGCCACAGCGCCCUGCGCAAGCACCUGCCCCUCCACGCGCCCCCGGAGGCCCCCGACGAGGCGGCGGCGCUGGCGGGCGAGGGCCACCCGUGCCCCGUGUGCGGCGAGCCCUUCCCCAGCAAGAGCGGCCAGGAGCGCCACCUGCGCCUGCUGCACGCCGCCCAGGCCUUCCCCUGCAAGUACUGCCCGGCCACCUUCUACAGCUCGCCGGGCCUCACCCGCCACAUCAACAAGUGCCACCCCUCGGAGAACCGGCAGGUCAUCCUGCUCCAGGUGCCCGUCCGCCCCGCCUGCUAG